CAAUACUUCUCCCGCCGGAGACGACUAAAAUAAACAAAUAAAUAAAUACACAGAAAUGAGAAGGCAUUAGAUUAACUUGUUAUUCUGGCUGACAACAGUAACCUGAAUCCACUGGAGUCCAAUUCCGCUGUCUGGACGACGGCAACUACAGCAACCUGAAUCCAUACUUGCGAAUCAUUAGAGAGAGAGAGAGAGAGAGAGUAAUCUGAAGAUCACAACUUCAUGGUUGAAUUCGUAUUUAGGAAAGAUUGCUUGAAAUAGUCUGGGAACUUCAUUCAGCUUAGAAAUGGACAACAAUAACGAUUUCACUUUUUGCCAGGUUGGCCCACCAGGGAACCAGGAUGAUCAUGAGACAAAUAAGCUCACUUCAGAUACAGAAAACAUUACCAUAAAGGAUGGAUUGUCAAAUGGCACUAGUAGUAAUGAGAAUAGAUGUGUUCUGUGGCAAGGUGGUUUACCAGGAGAAGCCACUUCCAAAAAACAGGAAACAGUUGGUUCUUUGUCUGUCAGCGUCAUUGAUGCAUCAUCCAUGAAAAAGAAAUCUGAAGUUCCAAAGCAACUAAAAUCAGGUGAUGCUGGAAACUCAGUCAAGCCUGCAACUCGUGCUAAAGUACCUUUUGAGAAGGGAUAUAGCCAAAUGGAUUGGCUCAAACUUACUCGAACACAUCCUGACCUUGCAGGCUUAAAGGGACAGUCAAAUAAGAGGCUUAUUUCACUGAAUGAAGUUAAACAGCACCAAAAAGGAGAUUCAAUGUGGACUGUUCUAAAAGGCCGCGUGUACAAUUUGUCUCCAUACAUAAGAUUUCGGCCGGGAGGUGUUGAUAUUCUAAAGAAGGCUGUGGGAAAAGACUGCACAUCGUUAUUCAAUAAAUACCAUGCUUGGGUGAAUGCUGAAUUUUUACUCGAGAAAUGUCUCGUUGGUACUUUAGACGAUGGCGAAGGACAACAUUCCAAACACUAGGAAUCUGCGGCCCGCUCAUCAUACCGGCAGAUUGGCACAGCAAUUUAUUUUCCAAAUCAAAGUUCGCAUUAUAUUUAUCAUAACAAUUUCAUAUAGAGAUGUGAUAUACACACAUCCUAUUUUGCUUCUUACACACCCCUUGAUAAUUUAUAUCCGUUGAUCUUCUUUAAUUCAUCUGAUCAGACGGUCGAAAGUUAAAAAGAUGUGUGAUAAGUAAAAUAAGAUGUGUGUAUAUCACACCCCUUUCAUAUAUUCAUUUUAAAAGAAACACACCUCAUACACUGUUGUACCAUUUGUCAAAUUCAUAUUUUGUUGUAUAUUAUUAAUGCAUAAGCAUUAGAGAUGUUCUUGCAUGCUAUGGAACUUUCCAAUUCAAUGAAACUAAUAAAAAUGAUUUGAAAACUUUAAGUUUUGACCAUAAAGACAAAAUAAAAAAUAAAAUAAACAGUACUAGAAACCUUUCGCACUUUAUUUUACCAUAAGCUACCAAAGAAAACUUCAGAACCUUCACAAAUAAAGCGCUUAAGACUUUAUCUUAUCACAAGCUACCAAAGAAAACUUAAGAUCCUUCAUAACUAAAGCCCUGAAAACUUACUUUAAUGUC
Messenger RNA from Pyrus x bretschneideri (Chinese white pear), 1565 nucleotides. Its product is annotated as cytochrome b5 domain-containing protein RLF-like. The transcript has 7 exons. NCBI's taxonomy places the organism in Eukaryota, Viridiplantae, Streptophyta, Magnoliopsida, Rosales, Rosaceae. The record is from RefSeq and is a predicted model, not a curated record. Bases 287 to 961 code for a protein of 224 amino acids.